Messenger RNA from Penicillium canescens, 1677 nucleotides. RefSeq lists its product as uncharacterized. The transcript has a single exon. Bases 1 to 1677 code for a protein of 558 amino acids. The record is from RefSeq and is a predicted model, not a curated record. NCBI's taxonomy places the organism in Eukaryota, Fungi, Ascomycota, Eurotiomycetes, Eurotiales, Aspergillaceae.
AUGUCCUCUCUCUUGUCUGCCAAGUCCUUCCUUCUUGCUGGAUGUCUGUCGGCAUCUACGGCUCUUGCCAGCCUUCAGUGGUCACCAUGUCCUUCAAAUCCAGCGUUGGAUUGCGCAACCCUCCGAGUGCCGCUUCAGUAUGCGGAGCCACUAAACUGGAUGUCAGCUUCUAUUCCGCUUGCCCGUUACAACGCCACGGUAGUGGCAUCCCAGCGCAAAGGCUCACUUCUCACAAAUCCUGGUGGUCCCGGUGCCUCUGGUGUCUCCUUCGUCCUGAACGGUGCUGGUGAAGCAAUCUCGAACAUCACGGGAGGGUUUUACGAUAUAAUUGGAUGGGAUCCACGCGGCGUGGGUUCUGCUCAGCCCGUCCUGCAAUGUUUUGCUACCGCGGGAGAGGAGUAUGAAGCGUCCCAAAGUCUUCCAGCCGCGGCAGAGGUGGCGUACGGCCAAUUCAGCAACCAAUACUACAUGCCCUCUUACAACGCUGCGAUGGAGGAGUUCGACAGCGUGACUGCGCAGCUUGCCGCCGCAUGCGCAUCUUACAAUUCGACAGCUUUGUACACGUCUAGUGCGGCCUACGUUGUUCGUGACAUGGCAGCUAUUGUCGAUGCAUUGGACGGCAAAGAUGCCCAUUUGAACUACUGGGGUCUCUCCUACGGGACCAUUUUCGGGGUAGAAUUUAUUCAGACCUACCCGAAAAGGGCGGGAAAGAUUGUCCUGGACGGCGUUUUUGAUCCCACUGCCAAUGCUGAGACCUAUAUCGCCCAGCUUCCCAACGACCAGCUCUCUGUGCGAGAUGCUAUCAACGAUCUGGUGUCAUUUUGCGAACAAGCUGGUGCAGCUGGCUGUGCUCUGAGUACUGCUCCAGCAAAUGUAACUGCCGACCUGACCACUCGACUUGCUAAUUUACAAGAAUCACUCUACGAACAUCCCAUUGCCGUCUCACAAGGGUUCUCCGUCACUGUUGGCAUAUUCAGCGCAUUCAUGUGGUCCUUUUCCCGAGUUCCAACUACUUGGCCCCUUAUCUCCACGGUUGUGAGCGCUCUUGAGAAAGGAGAUGUGACUCUAAUGGUCGCCAUUCUUAAUGCAACCGCUGCCAGCCCGCCAGGCAAUUCCAGCGCUCCAGCCUCUGGGUCUCUAGCUGAAUGGCCCCUGCAGUGUAUAGACAAUGCACCAUCCAGUGAAAUCACCUUGGCGGAGGUCGCUGCCCUAGUACUCAACAUUUCUCUUAGCGAGGAUACUCCGUGGCUGAACGCUGACGUGACUCCCUUAUCCUUCUGCCGCCACUUUCCGGACACUCGCCCGAGAAUCCCGAACUUGGGAGCCUCGAAACUCCCCGUUGCAAACUCCAUCCUCACUGAGCACAACACCCCGGUGCUGAUCGUCAAUGGCGAAGAUGACCCGGUGACUCCACUGGCCUCUGCCGAGCGUUUGCGGAGUCAACUUCCUACAGCGUCCCGGUUGGUAACAAGACGAGGCCCAGGCCAUACAACAGUCAGCGUUGCGUCGUUGGGCCUAAUAGAGGCAAUCCGCACUUACUUCAUUGACGGCACCCUCCCAACCAGCGCCGUUCACGACCUCAGCCAGCUGGUAUUCUCCUCGGCAAUCAACGCCGGGACAUUAACCCCCCUCCGGUGUUCAAUGGCACAUACACUGACGCAGAACGGGCUAUAUUGA